Molecule: messenger RNA, 635 nt
Organism: Tupaia belangeri chinensis (Chinese tree shrew)
Lineage: Eukaryota; Metazoa; Chordata; Mammalia; Scandentia; Tupaiidae
Gene: FABP4
Product: fatty acid binding protein 4
Exons: 4
Coding region: 85-483 (132 amino acids)
Molecular function (GO): lipid binding
Source: RefSeq, a predicted model, not a curated record
AUCUGGACUCAAGAGGGUCAGAGCACCUUGCUGAACUGGCAGCUUCCUUCUUACCUGGAAGAAUCAUCCUAGAACAUUCACAAAAUGUGUGACGCUUUUGUAGGUACCUGGAAACUUGUCUCCAGUGAAAACUUUGAUGACUACAUGAAAGAAGUGGGAGUGGGCUUUGCCACCAGGAAAGUGGCUGGCAUGGCCAAACCCAACAUGAUCAUCAGUGUGAAUGGGGAUAUCAUCACCAUUAAAUCAGAAAGCACCUUUAAAAAUACAGAGAUUUCCUUCAAACUGGGUCAGGAAUUUGAUGAAGUCACUGCAGAUGACAGGAAAGUCAAGAGCAUCAUAACCUUAGAUGGGGGUGCCCUGGUACAGGUGCAGAAGUGGGAUGGAAAAUCAACCACCAUAAAGAGAAAACGAGAGGAUGAUAAGCUGGUGGUGGAAUGUAUCAUGAAAGGCGUCACCUCAACCAGAGUUUAUGAGAGAGCGUAAGUCAGGGGACACUGACCUGAAGUUUGCAUGGAACUCUGCAACAUCCUGCUGGAUGUGUCAUUAUUUUCUACUAAUUAGCACACACCUAAUUUUUUCCCAAACUGAUUUUACUCAAUAUAAUUGUGUUGGUUAAAUAAAACAUUUUAGACUUA